Molecule: messenger RNA, 171 nt
Organism: Paramecium sonneborni
Lineage: Eukaryota; Ciliophora; Oligohymenophorea; Peniculida; Parameciidae
Source: the annotation of a GenBank genome assembly
AUGUUUUUAAUCUAAAACUUCUUAAGGAAAUAUAUAUAAAAUUGGAGAUGGUGCAAAUGCUAAAACACAAACAGAAACUCCAUGUAUAAAUAUCUAUUUUAAUAUCUAAAUAGAUAUGCAGCUCCUGAAGUUUGGAAAGGUGAACAAUAUACAUGGCCUUGUCAUAUAUGA